Messenger RNA from Cannabis sativa, 633 nucleotides. Its product is annotated as pentatricopeptide repeat-containing protein At1g62670, mitochondrial-like. Lineage: Eukaryota; Viridiplantae; Streptophyta; Magnoliopsida; Rosales; Cannabaceae. The coding region runs from base 1 to 633 and encodes 210 amino acids. Gene Ontology annotation, molecular function: protein binding. The transcript has a single exon. The record is from RefSeq and is a predicted model, not a curated record.
AUGGUUGAAGCCCUGGAGUUGUUCCACAGAAUCUUAGACAAGGAACUCCCAUGUGAUGAGUUUGUUUAUGGGGUCAUCAUUAAUGGGCUUUGUAGAGCCGGAGAAACUAGGGAGGCAUUUAAGGUGCUUAAGCAAAUUUACCACCAUCCCAAACUCAAUCCCACUCUUGAAUGUUUCAAUCCCAUCAUUGAUAAUCUUUGUAAAGAAGGGAAUGUAGUUAAAGCCAGAAGCCUAUUUCAGGAAAUGAUCAGUUGUGGUCUGACACCAGAUGUUGUAGCUUAUAAUUCGUUGAUUAAUGGAUUAUGCAAAUUUGGUGAUUGGGUUGAAGCCAAUGGAGUCCUCACAAACAUGAUUGGUUCUGGAAUUUCACCAGAUGUAUAUACUUAUGGUAUAGUGAUUGAUUCUCUUUGCAAAGAAGAGAAAAUUCAGAAAGCAAUUUCAUUGUAUGAAUCUAUGACUAAAGAAGGUGUAGAACCUAAUGUUGUCAUAUAUAAUUCUCUCAUUACUGCCCUUUCUAAGAAAGGAAAAACAAAGGAAGCAUUUGCCCUCAUGGGAAAAAUGACUAAUAGAGGUCUAAAGCCUAAUGUCUUUAAUUACAGUUCUUCAUUUCUACAGGAAUCUAUAUUUUCAUAA